GCGCUGUCUUGCGGGUCCUUUUUAGUGGUCACUUUAGCGUGGCAUUCCAUUCCAAGCUUUGGCUUCUCCAAAAGCGGUGCCUUUUUUCCUUUGGCUUCAUCGGUUGCACCGACGGAGCUCUGAGGAGAGGGAGAAAGCUUCAAGAUGAGCAGCAGAGGGUUUCUGGGAAAUCAUGGUGCUGUGGAGGAAUCAAAGGAUGAGCUUUGUUUUUCGUAGAUGAAACUGAGGACCACAGGAAGCUCUACAACAACUUUUAUUCCUAUGGGACAUUAUGGUAGUCCUGAAUACCAUGGCCUUGGUGAAGGAGCUCCUAGGGUAGAUAAUUCUCAUAAGGUCUCAAUCAUACCUCUAGUCUUCUUGAUUUUUUAUGAGGUAUCUGGUGGUCCAUUCGGGAUUGAGGAUAGUGUUCAGGCAGCUGGUCCACUUUUAGCCAUUCUUGGAUUUCUGGUUUUCCCACUCAUAUGGAGCAUUCCAGAGGCUCUUAUCACUGCCGAGCUGGGCACCAUGUUCCCAGAAAAUGGGGGAUAUGUUGUUUGGGUCUCAUCAUCUCUGGGUCCAUUCUGGGGUUUUCAACAAGGCUGGAUGAAAUGGCUUAGUGGUGUUAUAGACAAUGCCCUUUACCCUGUUCUCUUUUUAGACUACCUCAAGGCAAGUUAUCAUAUUUUCGAGGGCGGUCUUCCAAGGACUUUGGCUGUGUUAAUCUUGACUGUUGCAUUGACUUACAUGAAUUAUAGAGGUUUGACUAUAGUUGGCUGGGUAGCUGUUUUUUUGGGUGUGUUCUCAAUCCUCCCCUUCAUUGUUAUGGGGUUUGUGAGCAUACCAAAAUUAAAACCUUCGAGAUGGUUGGUUGUUGAUAGUCACAAUAUUGACUGGAAUUUGUACUUGAAUACUCUUUUCUGGAACUUAAAUUAUUGGGAUUCAAUUAGUACUUUAGUAGGUGAAGUUCAGAACCCAAAAAGAACUUUGCCAAAGGCACUCUUCUAUGCACUAAUUUUGGUGGUUGCUGCAUACCUGUUCCCGCUACUUACUGGCACUGGAGCUAUUCCUCUUGAGAGAGAACUGUGGGAAGAUGGUUAUUUUUCUACCAUUGCAAUGAUUCUUGGUGGAUCAUGGUUGAGGUCAUGGCUGCAAGGAGCGUCGGCAUUAUCCAAUAUGGGAAUGUUUGUUGCAGAAAUGAGCAGUGACUCUUAUCAACUUCUUGGAAUGGCGGAAAGGGGGAUGCUCCCUGCGUUUUUUAGCAAGAGAUCCCGCUAUGGAACUCCUCUUGUGGGGAUCUUGUUCUCUGCUUCCGGUGUGAUUUUGCUGUCCUGGAUGAGCUUUCAAGAGAUUGUUGCAGCAGAAAAUUUUCUGUACUGUUUUGGGAUGCUAUUGGAAUUUAUAGCUUUUAUAAGGUUACGGAUUACACACCCAACAGCUCCUCGGCCUUAUAAGAUACCCGUCAGUACAACAGGUGCCAUUUUGAUGCUCAUUCCUCCUACUGUUCUAAUCUGUGUGGUUCUGGCUUUUGCUUCUUUGAAAGUCAUGAUUGUGAGUCUCGUUGCAGUAUGUUUUGGAUUUCUAUUGCAACCAUCUCUGAAAUAUGUGGAUAAGAGGCAAUGGUUGAGGUUUUCUGUCAGCCCUGAUCUUCCUGAUUUCACUGUAACGGACGAUGAGAAUAUUAUUGACCCUAUGAUGUAAUGAACAUGCAGCAGAUUCAGUGAAGACACUGUUCCUUGCAUGUCUGGUGAUAUCCUGCCCAGAAUAUCUUCCAGGACUUGAAUCCAUGAAACUGAUGCCAGAGUUGAUUUGUUAAAAGUUACUGCUGGUUCUGGAUGAUUAGGUUCUCACAUUACUCUGGCCUUACAUUUCCUUCUUGUUACACAAAUACUUCUUCUGCAAGUUAGAAUACAUUAUUUUCAAUUAUCAUUGCUUAUGGUUUCUUUGGCA
Molecule: messenger RNA, 1926 nt
Organism: Dioscorea cayenensis subsp. rotundata (Guinea yam)
Lineage: Eukaryota; Viridiplantae; Streptophyta; Magnoliopsida; Dioscoreales; Dioscoreaceae
Product: probable polyamine transporter At1g31830
Exons: 2
Coding region: 217-1677 (486 amino acids)
Biological process (GO): transmembrane transport
Cellular component (GO): membrane
Molecular function (GO): transmembrane transporter activity
Source: RefSeq, a predicted model, not a curated record